This is a messenger RNA of Rotaria socialis, 960 nucleotides long. The record is from the annotation of a GenBank genome assembly. Lineage: Eukaryota; Metazoa; Rotifera; Eurotatoria; Philodinida; Philodinidae.
AUGAUGACGAUUAGAUUGUUGCUGAUAAUUCUAUUCAUCACACAAAUCAAUGGAAAAAAUCAAAAAACAUUUUCACCAAUAGAAAACAGUCGACCAAUUAUUGGGAUUUUAACUCAACCGGCACCAUCAAUAUGGCAAGCAUCAAAUCGUACUACAUAUUUAGCAGCUUCUUAUGUGAAAUAUGUUGAAUCAACUGGAGCUCAAGUCGUUCCCAUUAGAAUGUAUCAACCAAUAGAUUAUUAUUUGCAUCUGUUUAAUUCGCUUAAUGGAGUACUUUUUCCCGGUGGAGAUUUUAGUAAUGAAUAUUUUUAUGUUGCAAAACUUUUUUAUGCAUGGUCAUUAAAAGAGUUUGAUGAAACAUCUAAAUUGUUUCCUGUAUGGGGAACAUGUCUUGGUUUUGAAGUAUUAUUGAUGUUAACAAGAAGUUCCAUUGAUAUUUUGGAGCCAUGCAAAGGAUAUGAUUUUGCAACAGAACUUACUUUCAUGCCAGAUGCUGCCGAUAGUCAAUUGUUAGGAAGUUCAUUACCGUUGAAUAUAAAAAAUGCCCUACAAAAUGAUUCAACAACAGCAAAUUACCAUAAUUUUUGUAUGCGACCAACAAACUUCUCAGCCGAUCCAAUUUUAUCAACAUUUUACAAGAUGUUAACCAUUAGCCCGGAUUUAGAAGGCAAAACAUUUGUCUCUACUAUUGAAAGUCGUCGUUAUCCAGUAUUUGGUGUCCAAUGGCAUCCUGAAAAGAAUGGAUUUGAAUGGCGUGUCAAUACAACUAUUCCUCAUACAAGCAAUGCCGUUAAAGUAAUGCAAUAUACAGCAAAUUUUCUGACAAAUCAAACACGUCAAAAUAUGAACCAUUUCGAAUCAAUCGAAGACGAGACAAAACAUCUUAUAUAUCAAUAUACAUCCGAAUUCACUGAUCUAGUUGAAUCACAUUUUCAACAAAUUUAUUUCUUUUAUGAAUGA